Molecule: messenger RNA, 228 nt
Organism: Echinococcus granulosus
Lineage: Eukaryota; Metazoa; Platyhelminthes; Cestoda; Cyclophyllidea; Taeniidae
Exons: 4
Coding region: 1-228 (75 amino acids)
Source: RefSeq, a predicted model, not a curated record
AUGUCAUACGAACACCACUUUUUCAUCGACCUACUAAUGGCGAAUCCAUUGCCAAAGCAGUCGGAUAAAGCAGCAGAAGAACACGCUCCCGCUCCCAGUGCGAAUCAACCGAAAUUGUGUCCUCAAAAUGUAGAAGAGUGCCCUCCCGCUCCCAGUGCAGGUCAACCGGGAUUCCGUCCUCAAAAUGGUGAUAAGAAUAUCCUCAUCGCCCCAGUACAGGUCAACUAG